Dinoponera quadriceps is the source of this 1498-nucleotide messenger RNA. RefSeq names its product GTP-binding protein SAR1 (gene Sar1). Gene Ontology annotation, molecular function: GTPase activity; GTP binding. Gene Ontology annotation, biological process: vesicle organization; membrane organization; intracellular protein transport. Gene Ontology annotation, cellular component: COPII vesicle coat; endoplasmic reticulum exit site. The record is from RefSeq and is a predicted model, not a curated record. Bases 381 to 962 code for a protein of 193 amino acids. The transcript is spliced from 6 exons. NCBI's taxonomy places the organism in Eukaryota, Metazoa, Arthropoda, Insecta, Hymenoptera, Formicidae.
AGCCAACGGGGCUCCGUCGGGCUACUCUUUUUAUGGGAGGAAAAGCACUUUUCUCCGUCCCCGCGGCCUCCGUACGCUUUUUUCACAUUGGGUACGUGAAAGCGCCGGCGGCGAGCUAACGGACCUUCUUCUAUCGUCCUUCUCGAAACGCGCGCGACCCUCGGAGGCAGUUGGCCGUCAAAUUACGUCCCGACGGUGACUCGCGAGAGACAAGAACGGAAAGAGAGAAAAAAAGAGGCCGACGUAGCGAAAAAUAACAACUGUUUAGUGUCAGUGGGCGAGAGACGACGAGAGAAAGAGAGGAGAGUUCGAGUCAUUCGUUAUUUAACACACGCACGAACGCACGGUGAACGUAGCGUAACAAUCUCGCAGCUACAAAUAUGUUUAUUUGGGACUGGUUCGCCGGAGUGCUGAAUUAUCUCGGGUUAUGGAAGAAGAGUGGCAAACUUCUCUUCCUGGGUUUGGAUAAUGCAGGCAAAACUACCCUGCUUCACAUGCUCAAGGAUGAUCGUUUAGCUCAACACGUGCCAACGUUGCAUCCAACUUCGGAAGAAUUAUCUAUUGGAAACAUGAGAUUCACUACCUUUGAUCUCGGAGGCCAUACUCAAGCACGUCGAGUGUGGAAAGAUUACUUCCCGGCUGUCGAUGCGAUAGUAUUCCUCGUUGACGCGAGCGACAGGACAAGAUUAUCUGAGUCAAGGGCCGAACUCGAUGCGUUGUUGACCGACGAGCAGCUCAGCGCGUGUCCCGUUCUGGUGCUAGGCAAUAAAAUCGACAAACCAAGCGCAGCGUCCGAGGAUGAACUCAGAAAUUUCUUCAAUUUGUACGGACAAACCACAGGGAAGGGUAAAAUUUCUCGCAAUGAGAUACCUGGCCGUCCACUGGAGCUUUUCAUGUGCUCAGUCCUGAAGAGGCAGGGAUAUGGGGAAGGCUUCCGUUGGCUCGCACAGUAUAUCGAUUGAAAACGUAUAUAUUAUUAUAUCCAACACACACAGUCAGAUUUUUCGACAGUUUCAUGAACAUUUUCCUUCUCUCUGGUUCUUGGUUAGUUGACGUCGUUGACAAUGUCGGGAUAUUGAAACUGUAAUGAUUCUCUUUAUGCGAAUUCGAUAGUAGGAGAGGAAUACCGUUUCACUCAUGCUGAUAACAGACACAGUCGCGGAAAUUUGAAAUCGUACACACACAAGUAGAGAGAGAGAGAGAGAGGGGAGAUUCUCUAAAAGAAAAAGAGGCGAGUAUUAUCAGGGACGCUUUGCUGUAUGAUAGAACUCGUGGAUUUUGUUUUUCUUUUGACAUGUAAACACGCGCGAAGAGCCUGGCGCCGUCACCUUCCUCUGUCUCUCUUUCUCCCUUUCUUCGAAAGGGACGUCCCUUUUCCGCAGAUCCGAUGUGGAUUCCUGUUCAUUUUGCGAGUCACAACUAGGGGAAUCAUCGACAUACUGGAUAAUAAAAUAAACGUUUUGAUAAAUAAAAACUGUAAUAAACUAUUUAAGAAUUC